Sinocyclocheilus grahami is the source of this 1787-nucleotide messenger RNA. It is a transcript of the gene metap1, whose product is annotated as methionyl aminopeptidase 1. NCBI's taxonomy places the organism in Eukaryota, Metazoa, Chordata, Actinopteri, Cypriniformes, Cyprinidae. Gene Ontology annotation, biological process: proteolysis. The transcript has 12 exons. The record is from RefSeq and is a predicted model, not a curated record. Bases 32 to 1282 code for a protein of 416 amino acids. Gene Ontology annotation, cellular component: cytosol. Gene Ontology annotation, molecular function: metalloaminopeptidase activity.
GUGGUGUUGGAGUCCCUCCCUCUGCUCUCAGAUGACUGCAGCAGCAGACAGCAGCGCUCUCUCUCUCUCUCUCUCUCUGACCGACAGCAGCAGAAGCAUGGCGGCGGUGGAGACACGGGAGUGCGAGACGGAAGGCUGUCGCAGCGAAGCUAAGCUCCAGUGUCCCACCUGCAUCAAACUCGGAAUUCAAGGCUCAUACUUUUGCUCUCAGGAAUGUUUCAAAGGCAGCUGGGCCACCCACAAACAGCUCCACAAAAAAGCAAAGGAGGACAAAAUAAAUGAUGAGGGAAAGAACUGUGUGGAGAAAGAAAUCAACACAGACCCGUGGCCCGGGUACAGAUACACUGGUAAACUGCGACCCCACUAUCCACUGACUCCCAUGCGGCUUGUUCCUAGCAGCAUCCAGAGACCAGACUAUGCAGAUCAUCCUUUGGCUGCAGAGGUUGGGUUGUUGGCAGGAAUGUCAGAGUCAGAGCAGACCAUGAAAGGGACGUCUCAGAUUAAGAUCCUCAAUGCUGAAGAGAUUGAGGGCAUGAGAGUUGUCUGCAAGCUGGCUCGAGAAGUCCUUGACAUUGCUGCCAUGAUGGUGAAACCUGGAGUGACGACGGAGGAGAUCGACCAUGCGGUGCAUUUGGCAUGCACAGCGAGGAACUGCUACCCCUCACCUCUGAACUACUACAACUUUCCCAAGUCCUGCUGCACCUCUGUCAAUGAAAUCAUCUGUCAUGGGAUCCCUGACCGCCGUCCCCUCCAGGAGGAGGACAUACUGAAUAUCGACAUAACAGUUUACCACAAUGGUUACCAUGGAGAUUUGAAUGAAACCUUUUUUGUGGGUGAAGUGGAUGAGGGAGCCAAGAGAUUGGUUCAGACCACUUAUGAAUGUCUUAUGCAAGCCAUCGAUUCCGUGAAGCCUGGUAUCCGUUAUCGUGAGCUGGGAAACAUCAUCCAGAAACACGCACAGGCUAACGGUUUCUCUGUGGUACGGAGCUACUGUGGCCACGGCAUUCACAAACUGUUCCACACGGCACCAAACGUACCGCACUAUGCCAAGAAUAAAGCAGUAGGAGUGAUGAAACCUGGUCAUGUAUUUACUAUUGAGCCCAUGAUCUGCGAAGGUGGCUGGCAGGAUGAGACGUGGCCAGAUGGUUGGACUGCAGUCACUCGUGACGGUAAACGCUCAGCCCAGUUUGAGCACACGCUCCUCGUGACAGAGACAGGCUGUGAAAUCCUCACGCGCCGCCUCGAGGAUAAUGGCCGUGCUCACUUCCUGUCCCAAAUGUAGAAUGGUGGGGUCAUAUCAGCCCUAUUCUGCAGUGGAGGAUACAACAGCUCCGCCCCAUAUCACCAAUCAGCCAAUCACACAGUGGGUCUCUGUUGGGCAGGAGAUGAUUGGCCACAUGGCCGUGACAGUGGAUUUGGGCAGGAGAUGGAGAUUUGUUAACUUCUGAAUGUGUCACCUGACAGUCACAUUAAUCAGCUUGGAUCUGAGUAAAUUCAAAGGCACUGGCCUUUAACCUGGUUACAGUGCCGCCACACUCUGUCUUCAGGGCAGAGGUAUCUGUGUGAGUGGUUUUGCGUGUGUGCACUUGUGUGUUUGAGAGAGCGUGUCAGCUGUGUGAGGUCCGCUGUCUCGGUCUGCUUCAGUGUUUGUAUGCCUGGCUCAUUGCAAUGUACCAUGUUUGUUUUGUUGGGGUUCGAGGUGCAACGAGUGUAUGUGAUAAAACACUGGAGUCUCUCCAAAUCUUAUCAAAUCAUGAUUGAUAUAUAAAAACUCUUUACAGCUGAAA